AUGGCUGGCCAGGGAAAGCUUUUCCGUAGGGAGAUCCAGAAGCUGGACCUGGGCAAUGAGAACAAAGAGCUCAGGGAUGGCACUCUGGACAGAGGGGAUAGCAUCAUGGCAAAUAUAAUCAAGAAAUGUUUGAUGAAUGUAGAGCAGCUUUCUUUCUCAUCAAUCACAUUUCCCAUGAUUGGAACCGGAAACUUGAGGUUUCCCAAAGCUAUUUUUGCUGAACUAAUGAUUUCAGAAGUGUUCAAAUUUAGUAGCAGUGAGUGGCUGAAAACCUUACAGGAAGUUCAACUUCUGGUACAUCCAGAUGAUGAGGAAAGCCAACAGAUAUUUUUAGAUGAAUUCACUAGACAGUCGAACGGAAAUCUCAACAAGGACGGGAUUCUCAAGGCUGGAGAUAUGCAAGAUAUCUUCGGGGCUGUCUCUAACCCUGAGUUUGGAACAUAUGAAAUGAACAUUGGUGCGAUUACUUUCCAGAUUGCUCCUGGAGAUAUCACCAAGGAAAAAACAGAUGUUAUUGUAAACUCGACAGUAAGGACAUUUAAUCUAAAAUCAGGAGUGUCAAAAGCAAUUUUAGAAGGUGCUGGCCCAGCUGUGGAAAAUGAAUGUGCUGUACUAGCUACACAGCCUCACAGAGAUUUUAUAGUUACACAAGGUGGAUUCCUAAUGUGCAAGAUAAUAAUGCAUGUUCUUGGGGAAAAUGAUGUCAGGAAAACGGUCUCCAGUGUUCUGGAAGAGUGUGAACAGAGGAAGUACACAUCUGUUUCCCUUCCAGCCAUCGGAACAGGAAAUGGUGGAAAAAACCCUGUCAUGGUUGCUGAUGAUAUUAUCAGUGCAGUUGCAGACUUCGCAUGGAAACAUUCCACUCCAUCAUUGAAAACAGUUAAAGUUGUCAUCUUUCUAACUGAUCUGCUAAAGGUAUUCCACGACAGCAUGAAAAAAAGAGCAGUCUCCACAUCCAUAUUCUCCAAGACUGCAUAUAAUAUUCCUGAACAAUGGACUGACAUGAAUCAGCAGCCAUACUGUGUGGUCAAGCUACAACCCGGACAGUCAGAAUAUGACACCGUGAAGGACAAGUUCUGUGAGACUUGUCUUUCCUACGAAAUAGAGAAGAUUGAGAGGAUACAGAAUGUAUUUCUCUGGGAGAGCUACCAGGUAAAGAAAAACCACAUGGACACCAAGAAUGGCCAUACCAAUAACGAGAGACAACUCUUCCACGGCACAGAUGCAGACACAGUGCCGUACAUCAAUCAGCACGGCUUUAAUCGCAGUUAUGCUGGGAAGAACGCUACAGUUUUUGGAAAAGGAACGUAUUUCGCUGUUGAUGCCAGUUAUUCUGCUAAGGAUAAAUACUCCAGAGCAGACAGCAGUGGGAGGAAGCAUAUUUACGUUGUGCGAGUACUUACAGGAGUCUACACAGUUGGACACCCAGCAAUAAAAAGCCCUCCACCAAAGAACCCUGACAACCCUACGGAUCUGUUUGACUCGGUCACAGAUGAUACACAGCAUCCAAAGCUAUUUGUGGUAUUCUCUGAUCAUCAAGCUUACCCAGAAUAUCUCAUAACUUUCAGAAAAAAAAAGUUUCUUAAAAAACAAAGAGAUGAUUUAGUCGUCGAUUUAUAAGAAGAAUUUAUAGAUAAAUCAUAAUUCUUAAAAAGUAAAAUAAUUUUUCUAAAAGAAUUUUUUUGAAAAAAGAACAAUUUAUAGAUUUUUUUGUCAUUGCCUUUAACUUGUUUACAUAAAUAAAAAUCUCCUUGUUAAGUGCUGA
Equus quagga is the source of this 1765-nucleotide messenger RNA. RefSeq names its product protein mono-ADP-ribosyltransferase PARP15-like. Gene Ontology annotation, biological process: negative regulation of gene expression. The transcript has 10 exons. Bases 1 to 1620 code for a protein of 539 amino acids. Gene Ontology annotation, cellular component: cytoplasm; nucleus. The record is from RefSeq and is a predicted model, not a curated record. NCBI's taxonomy places the organism in Eukaryota, Metazoa, Chordata, Mammalia, Perissodactyla, Equidae. Gene Ontology annotation, molecular function: transcription corepressor activity; NAD+ poly-ADP-ribosyltransferase activity.